AUGGUACGUAGCCUUUCCAUACAGCGGCGGGAUGCACUGGACUCAAUGGCAACUCGCUCUCGGACCCUUCUCUUUCUCUCAUACCGCGACUCAACCGCACGCUCGUCGCGACGCUCGCGCUCAAGAAUUGACUCGUAUCCAGACCCUUAUGCCCAAGACGACGACGAACGUGAAGGCCUCAUUAGCAGCAGCGGGCAGCCUGUCCAUGCUGCAAUAGAAGUUGAUGCUUUGCCCCCGAAAUGGGUAGAUGUUGCGGACCAGGUCGAGGAUAUCCUAGCAGGAACCCAAGCCAAAAUCACCGCCCUCGAGAAACUUCAUGCCAAACAUGUCCUCCCCGGUUUCACGGACCGAUCACUAGAGGAGCAGGAGAUUGAAUCAGCCGCGACCGAAAUCACUCGAGAUUUCCGGAAAUGUCAAGCCCUUAUUCAACGCAUCGGUACUUUGGCCGCCUCCACGCCGCACCCUUUCCCUCCAUCGCCGUAUAACGCUCAGACCAAUCACCACGAGGCUCUGACCGCUAAGAAUGUGCAACGAGGCCUUGCCGCAAAAGUCCAAGAGCUCAGCGCAGCCUUCAGAAAGAAACAACGCGUGUACAUGGAAAAACUCCAAGGUCAUGCGAUUAAGAACCAAGAUUUAUUGCUCGCGUCAGGUACAAUAUCGCUGAAAGGUUCGGAAGGCAUGUCUGCGGUCGAUGAAGAUGUCGAAGCCGCUCAUUCCACCCAGUCCCAAACACAAACGCAGUUCACUGGAAACACGGACCUACAAGCGAGAGAUCGCGAAUUGCAGGAGAUUGCGAAGUCAAUAUCCUCCCUCGCGGAGCUGUUCAGAGACCUAUCGGCUUUAGUUAUCGACCAGGGGACACUUCUCGACAGCGUGGAAUACAAUAUCGAACAAACUGCGGUGAAUAUGCAAGACGCUGUGCGAGAAUUGAACGUCGCCACCAGCUAUCAGAAAAACACUGGAAGGCGGAAAUGCAUUUUCUUGCUGUUGCUGAUCAUUCUGGGGCUCAUUUUGGUGCUCAUCUUCAAACCAAGACGCCACUCGGCAGCACCACCGGGUUCCCUAAUACCUUCACCACCCCCACCACCCGAUUCCCUCCCUUCACCGGCGAAUUCAAUACCAUCAUCACGGACGAUCCCCUGGUUUAUGUAUAGAAGGACUUCUUACUUUACACCUCCAGCCCCUAGAUGA
Pleurotus ostreatus (oyster mushroom) is the source of this 1191-nucleotide messenger RNA. RefSeq lists its product as uncharacterized. The record is from RefSeq and is a predicted model, not a curated record. The transcript has 7 exons. Gene Ontology annotation, biological process: intracellular protein transport; vesicle fusion; vesicle-mediated transport. Lineage: Eukaryota; Fungi; Basidiomycota; Agaricomycetes; Agaricales; Pleurotaceae. Gene Ontology annotation, molecular function: SNARE binding; SNAP receptor activity. Gene Ontology annotation, cellular component: membrane; SNARE complex; endomembrane system. Bases 1 to 1191 code for a protein of 396 amino acids.